UGGAAUAGACCAGCAGUACUUGAUCAACCAGGAUCUAUAGAAAAGAGCAUUGAUUGCUCUUAGUAACCACCAACGCGCAUCUUCAAUUUGAAGUUAACAUACCGCGGGCACUACGGCAUCAACUAUAUGAUUUGAUAACUUGAACAACUUGAAGUUGAACCUCAUAUCUACCAUAGCCACCAACUUGAACGUGGCAAACUGGAAACAUGCCACCAGAACCGCAAGGCUCAGCGCACGAGGCCACAAGCUCUCCAGCUCCUGUCUCAAAACCAACAUCAACAUCAACAUCAACAUCAACCCCAACCCCAGCCCCAAACCCAUCAUCUACCCCCCAUCAUCCCCGCAAACCCAAAAAGCCAACCCUCAACCCCCUCCACCAAGGCAUCCAAACCUUCAUGACCCAGCACAUGCCCCAUCAGACAGACCUCCUGUCUGAAACCUCACUCCCAAAACGCUUCACAAUCCACGAGCCCCUCCUCCUCCUCCCCGUCAACGCCCUAACCACACCCCCAGCCUGGCACGCAUUCUACGCAGCCCUCACCGCCCCACAACGCAACACCCUCUUCACCACAAUCCUGCAGUCCUUCAGCCGCUACAACCUCACGCACGUAGCGAUGAACGCGCCCAUCGCGCCCACGGACCCGGUCUCGGGCACCGAGAACCGAAUCCGCAGUCCGGGCGGGUUGAUCCCGCUGUAUGGGGACUUUGGGCCCUUACCUUCUCCUUCCGUUUCAUCAAGUCAGGGUGAAGGGGAGGGCGAGGAGGAGACGCUGGUGACGCGCCCAUCGCCCGAAGAUCUCGAGCAGGCGUUCUGGGUGCGGACCGUGCAGAACCACGGGAUCGUGCAGAUCUGGGCACCUUUGUACACUAUGUUCUCUAGGGGGAAUAUCACUGAGAAGGCGCGGAUUCUUGGGGCUGAGUUUGAGGGGCUGAGUGAGGCUCAGUUGGGUGGGCAGGGGGUCCAGGAGAUCAGUGUCGUUGAUAUGUAUGCUGGGAUUGGGUAUUUUGUUUACUCGUAUCUGAGGCGCGGGGUGAAGAGGGUUUGGGGGUUUGAGAUUAAUGGGUGGUCGGUUGAGGGCCUGCGGAGGGGGUGUAUUGAGAAUGGAUGGGGGUGUAGGGUUUUUCAGGUUGAUGGAGAUGAUGGGUCGUUGCUUGGGGGGUGCACGGUUAGGGAUGUGGUUGACGCCUUAAAGGGUCAUGAUGAUGUUCGGGUCGUGGUGUUUCAUGGUGAUAAUCGGUUUGCGGCGCGGAUUUUGGGGGAGGUGCGGCGGUGUAUGGGGGAGGAGUGGGCGAGGGUUAGGCAUGUUAAUCUCGGGUUGUUGCCUUCGUCUCAGGCGGCGUAUGGGAAUGCUUGUGCGAUUUUGGAUGCAGACAUGGGUGGCUGGGCGCAUGUUCAUGAAAACGUGGAUGUGCGGCGGAUUGAGGAGAAGAGGGAUGAGGUCACUGCUCAACUGGGCAGGUUGCGGGCUGAUGUGCUUGGGGUAGGGUCUGCCUCGGUGGCUGCUGUUGCGGCGGAGUGUCACCAUGUUGAGCAGGUCAAGACCUAUGCGCCGGGUGUGAUGCAUUGCGUGUUUGAUGUGCGAUUGGCGUCGAGAGGUGAGAUGACAGCCUCAAACCCUUCUUGAGAUUGACCCAACGUUGGCACAUCACACCAAUGCUUCUCGAACUUCAAUCUUCAGGCAGCGUAACCGACGCUCAAACUCAUAUCA
Messenger RNA from Aspergillus homomorphus CBS 101889, 1709 nucleotides. RefSeq names its product tRNA(Phe) (4-demethylwyosine(37)-C(7)) aminocarboxypropyltransferase. Gene Ontology annotation, molecular function: S-adenosylmethionine-dependent methyltransferase activity; tRNA methyltransferase activity. Gene Ontology annotation, biological process: wybutosine biosynthetic process; tRNA methylation. The record is from RefSeq and is a predicted model, not a curated record. Lineage: Eukaryota; Fungi; Ascomycota; Eurotiomycetes; Eurotiales; Aspergillaceae. The transcript has 2 exons. The coding region runs from base 207 to 1625 and encodes 472 amino acids. Gene Ontology annotation, cellular component: cytoplasm.